Molecule: messenger RNA, 4530 nt
Organism: Dentiscutata erythropus
Lineage: Eukaryota; Fungi; Glomeromycota; Glomeromycetes; Diversisporales; Gigasporaceae
Source: the annotation of a GenBank genome assembly
GUUUUUAUGGAUCCAUUAUCGAAAACGAAUUUACCUUCGUCUAACCAAAUGUCUCAACGUCUUCGAUCGCCCAAAGAUUUCGUCACACGUGUUUUAAGUCCAAGGAUAGCCGUGUUAUCUUCUCCAGAUGCGGAUCAAGUGUGUCAGGCGAGCAAUUUCCCGGAUUUCCUCACAUUGAUAAAGCCUUUUGGUGAGCGCAUUGACGGAAAAGAUUCUCAAGGUGCUCCGAACCCUAUAGAAAAUUUCACAGUUCGAUUUGCUAAUUUAACAAGGCUGGAGCAGCCUGACGUUCAACUUACUUCUCAAAUACUGGCGAAUAGAGUUAAGUUUAUCAAUAAUUCUCUCGCAAAGGAUGGAUUAACUUACAUCAAAACGAAAUUUGAUGUAACUGAGAAGUAUUUAGAAGUAAAUCAAGACGAAUUAACUCCAUGGUAUGCAGAAUAUAGGAGAUGGUUCUUCGGAUUUACUGGUAUUCUCGCCAUAAGUUCGUCAAAUGCGAAUCCUAUAGACACUCUUCGUCAGAUGUAUAAUAUUACCACUCCUGCACCUAUAUUUGAAAAAGGGUUUAUGGACCCAAAUAUUUUGAAAUGUUACGUUCUUUUGCAUGACAAUCAUAAAGUUGGCAUGGAACACUCUGAGGCGAUCUACGACGAGAUUAAACGUACAUUUAAACAAGACUGCUACUUUUUAAAUUUAAAUUCUAUUCCUCCUGCAUCACUUUCAGAAGAUCACGAUCCUUUUUCUAUCCCUGCCUCUCCGUCAACGAUUCGCAGUGCUGAGAAAGAUAUCUGGUCAUCUUAUGUUUUGGAGUCUAACGUUCUUGAUGCAUUGUUUGCAGCUACACCUCCGACUCUGUCCACUUCAUCAGAGUCACAUUCACGCCAAAGUUCUUUAACUUCACUCUCCAGUUAUUCUCAUCCGCUUUCUCCUACCAUUUCAGCUCUAAAUUCACCAACAUCAUCAUUCACUGAAGACUCGACAUCGAAAAGAGAAAAUUCCGAUUCGCAAAAUGCACUUGAUCUGGGUCUAAUUGGCAAUUUGUCACCUCCUGAUGUCUUGUAUGGGCAAUAUCUCAAUGAAGAUGAUAUUUCUGGUAUUCAUACUUUUAUACGAGAUUUGAUAGAUAAAAGUAUUAUACCAUACAUGGAAAAAAAUAUUUGGCAAUGGAAUGAACAGGUCGCAUCAUCAAGACGUGGGAUUACUGGUCGUCUUUUUAGUGCGGGUAGGCGUUAUUUUAAUACUGGUACAAGGACUACGGGAUCUGCUCAACAGUCCUCUCAAUAUUCUUAUACUGGGAAUUCUUCAAAUGCGGCGAGUACUAUAUAUCUGUACAAUACUCCAGAAGCACAAAUGCGUAAACUAGCUGAUUAUGCCUUUAUGUUAAGAGACUACCGUCUCGCACAUUCAGUUUAUGAUACCGUCAAAAAAGACUUUUUAGCUGAUAAAGCAUGGAAAUAUUACGCUGGUGCACAAGAAAUGAUCGGAAUUUGUUUAUUGAUUGCUGGAAAUAAACCAGAUAUCGAUCAUUAUUUUGAACAGGCGGUCAAUGCUUAUCUUAAUCGUUCUAAGGUUCCGUUUUACGGAACUAGGACGACAUUAUUAUAUUAUGAGUUGUUAAAGUACAAAAAGUUGUACAAAGAUGCACCAAAUGCAUUGGUGCGGAUGACUGGAGAGGACUCUGACUUGAGAAGCGCGUUAUUCUUAGAGCAGGCUGCUCAUGUUUUUUUGAGAUGUUCUAAGCCUAUGGUCAGAAAAUAUGCUUUUCAUUUGAUGUUAGCCGGUCAUAGAUAUGGAAAAUGCAAUGAUUCAAAGAUCGCUUAUGUCUUUAAUCUUUUAAUUUAUCCGAAGAGAGAACAUGCACAUAGAUGUUACCUUGAUGCCAUGCACGUUUUUGAGAAUCACUCAUGGACUUUGAUUGAAGAUCACAUUUAUUUUGCUCUUGGUCGACAAUCUGUCCAUUUAGGUGAUCUUUCAGCUGCUCUCGAGUUCUUUAUAAAAUUGUUAAGGGCGAGUCGUCAGCCGCCAACACAACAAAACGCUUAUUUAAGAGACUUUAUGCAUGUUUAUAAGCAAUAUGCAAGUAAAACUGGAAAAUAUCCUUAUUUUGAUCAAGAACUUCCAAUUCCAGUAAUCGAUAAUUCAUCUAUCAGAGUUAUUCUUUCUAAUUCGCAGUCUAGUGAAUAUGAUGACGUUUGGGACGUAAUGGAACGAGAAUUUUUGGAAGAAGGAUUUACAGGAUUAGAUAUUUAUGGAAAACCACGGAAAAGGCCAUACGCUUUAAAUGGCGAUAUUCACCGAAUCGUAUGUGCAGUUGGAGAACCGUUUUUCGUUCAAUUGACUCUUCACAAUCCAAUGCAAGUCGCAUUUAAUAUAAAUGAUUUGAUUCUUGAAUGUGAAUAUAUUCCGCUUCCGGAUCCUAGUGAGAACUCUACAGAGCUAGAAAAGGAUCUAGAUAAUGAAAAGACUAUACCAUGCAAUGAAAUUAUUGACAAUAAAGAAUCUCAAUUGAUGAAAUUCGAAGACUUUGACUUGGAAACACUUCGUGAAGUGUCACUUGAAGGGCUAGAAAAAAAAAUGAUUUCUCUAUGCGUAUUGCCGAAAAAACAAGGUUCAAUCAAAAUUUUGGGUCUUAGGUAUACUCUUAACUCAAUUGUUCACGGUGUAAAGAAAUUUACGAAACGUGGCAAGCGUCUCAAUGAUACUACGGAGCAACGUACGAGUAUUGUCUAUGCUCCUGAUCGAUCAUUAGAUCUUUUGGUUACAUCACCAAUGCCAUUACUUGAGGCAACAUUCCAUUCUUUCCCCGAUGUUCUACUUUCUGGAGAAGUAAACCAAAUUCUUUUAGAAAUCAACAAUAAAGGACAGAAAGGACUUACGGAUUUACGUGUGAAAAUGAGCCAUCCGAGUUUUUUUUGCAUUGGUGAUGCAGAGAUGAUAGAUCAAAAAGUGUAUUACACUUCCACUAGAGAAUCGAAAUUGAACACUGAAAUUUGGACAACAAAAAAUUCUAUAUUUAAGUCUAGCAUAAAGACUAUACCGUUACCGUCGCAAGAGGUUAACAAUGUUGGUUCUCUGGCUCCUGGUAAAACAACCUUAAUUCCAAUUUGGAUUAGAGGAGAUCGUAUAGGAAAACAUGCGUUUAGGUUUUUGUUUACUUAUGAAUCAGAGAAUAACAAUUCAGCUAUGAGAUAUAGGUGUCUCCGUUAUCUUAAAACAAUACAAGUGUAUCCUUCUCUCAAGAUAAAUGCGUUCACUAGACCAAGUAUUCGAGAACUAAAUGAAUUCAUUUUGGGGAUUGAGAUUGAAAACUUACAAACUACUAGUGAAUAUCAAUUUCAGCUAGCCCAACUUUCUUCGAUCAGUCCAUCCUGGACAAUAUCUCUUGCAAAUGAAAGCGUUGAGGACAUUAGCCAGAAAUUUUUAAUAGCUCCACGGCAGACUGUGUUUACUUAUUAUCGGAUUAGAAAAAACGAAAAGUACUCUAAACCAAUGUCUCAUAGUAAUGUUGAUUCACUGAAUACAAUGGUUACGCCGGAGGUGUUCGCGUCUAAAGCUUUGGAACUAUUGUUAAGCGGACAAAAAGAUUUAAAGUCAGAGCCAUCUCCUAUUGAUCUUAUUGUAACGAAUGUCCCCUUUACAGAUAGUAUUAUAACGAAUUCUACAAACCCACUUGAAGGGUUUUCAUUGAAUUCACGCGUUCAAUGGCGAACCAAUACUUUAAUUAAUAAUUUCCCUGUUAUUCCUGCAUCAAAGCACUGUGCACUUUUCCCAUUAUACAAUACAAAUGAUGUGGAUCUUUCACUUUAUUGGAACAUACCAACUUUAUCACGGCAAGGUCAUCAUUAUAUAAUUGGAAUUAAUCUUGGAGUUCAACAAAAUCCGUUUCUAUCACAAAAUAUAGCAACAAUUCAGAGCAAAGCAUUGUUUGAGCAGACAGUUCGAGAACGUAAUGCAUUAAUUAAUAGCUUAUUGAAAAACAAAAAUUUCAAAGAUGAAAGUCCGUUGAAACUCGUUACGCAAUGUGCAGAUGUAUAUGAACAUGAUUUUCGGAAUCGAAGUUUUUGUGUUGUUCCCAUCAAAAUAUCUGUCAAAAAUUGUUCAUGGAAUAGAAGGAUAGGAUAUACUUUGGAGAUGUUAUCGUCUGAUCGGAAUGAAGCUAGUAGGAGCACAUUCCACAAAUCCGUAUACCCAACAGUAUUUCAAUGGACCGGACCUACAUCUAAAUAUUCCAUAUUGUCAGCGAACGAAGAACAGACCUAUAUUUUCAAAGCAUGUUUUGUUAGGCCCGGAGUUUAUGAUGUAAAUAGAUGGCGGUUAACGGUAAAUUUUGAUCAGAUUAUAACAAAUAGUGAAAGUAAGGAUGAAGGUUCACAAGAACAUUAUGCAACGAAUAUUCAUGAAGGUGGUGUUGGAACGAAAGGCUAUGUACAAAUGCCCAAUACUCUACAUCUUUUGGCACUGGUGGAUAGUUCAACUGAUAAAAAGAACGAAGAUAGUUUACAACCGUAUUAUAUAGAACAAUUACAAUAA